This is a messenger RNA of Penaeus monodon (black tiger shrimp), 538 nucleotides long. RefSeq names its product protein arginine N-methyltransferase 2-like. Lineage: Eukaryota; Metazoa; Arthropoda; Malacostraca; Decapoda; Penaeidae. The transcript has a single exon. The coding region runs from base 160 to 522 and encodes 120 amino acids. The record is from RefSeq and is a predicted model, not a curated record.
GCCAACUUACAGGGACGGCUACGUGAAGCUCGUCAAGCAGCAGUAGAAGCUUCCAAACAAGCUAGACAAAUAUAUGGGAAAUAUUAUGAUCGAGGCAAGAAAGUGGUAUUCCAACCCACAGAGGGAUCACUUGUUUGGUACUACGAACACAAGAAUCGUAUGGGUGGACUACCUCCCCUUAGUGGCAAAUGGCGUGGACCAGCCCGAAUCCUCAGACGCUUAGGGCCAGUUUCUUUUGAGGUACAAAACCUAGACACAGGAGUUCAACUCAAGGCCCACUUGAAUCACCUGAAACCCUAUCGCCCUUCUGAGGAACUCUCCUAUGCUGUCGACGAUGACGAGGAAGGACUGGAGGAUAGCGAGGAAGUAGGCGAGGAUGAUACCAACCAGCCGGGAGCAGAGGCCCAAGAUGCAGGCGCUCCAGAGGAUCCAUGGAUAUCUGUUCUGACGUCCUUUGCCAGGGAGCCAGAGGAGUGUAGGGAGCUGGAGGUUGCUGCCGAGACGCUGAUCAGCAAUAAAUAGAGUUGAUAGUAUUUUG